AUGGCCACCACACCCUUGCCAAACGCCCUGAGCGCCUACCGCCUCCUCCUCCGCGCAACCCGCAUCGCCUUCCAAGGCGACUUUACAACCCUCCACGCCGCCCGGGCAGAAGCCCGCAAGCACUUCGACCAAAAUCGCAGACUGGGCGUUGAUACUCCAAAGCACAUUCAACAUGCGGUUGAGACGGCGGAGAUUUUGCGGACGAAUGUUGUCCAAGGUGUGAGGGUUGAGGGUUCCGGGGAGGCGGGAAAGGAGGAGCAGCGGUAUGAGUUGCGUAUUCAUGAACAUAUCGAGCGCGGGGAUAACGAUACAAUUAAGACGGCGGGGAAUAAGGGAAUCAAAGCUGCGGUUGGCAAGACGUGCUCGCAAUCGUGA
Molecule: messenger RNA, 375 nt
Organism: Paracoccidioides brasiliensis Pb18
Product: mitochondrial zinc maintenance protein 1, mitochondrial
Exons: 3
Coding region: 1-375 (124 amino acids)
Biological process (GO): mitochondrial respiratory chain complex III assembly
Source: RefSeq, a predicted model, not a curated record